This is a messenger RNA of Gekko japonicus, 780 nucleotides long. It is a transcript of the gene CCDC122, whose product is annotated as coiled-coil domain containing 122. Lineage: Eukaryota; Metazoa; Chordata; Lepidosauria; Squamata; Gekkonidae. The transcript has 4 exons. Bases 1 to 780 code for a protein of 259 amino acids. The record is from RefSeq and is a predicted model, not a curated record.
AUGGCUGAUCCAAAUUCCUCCUCCUUAGCUGAGGCAGUAAAACAAGUAGCGCAGCAACAGCACUCCCAGGCCUCUGAGGUAGAGAAAAGCAAGGCCAUUCUUGGACAGCUGCAGACUCAGCUCCAGGACUUUGACACCCAAAUAAAUUGGUUUGUAACUGAAACAAAGGCAGUAGAAAGGCAAAUUUGUCACCAAGAAGAAGCUAUAACAGCUACAGACAACCACUGUGAAGCACUGCAAAUGCAGAUCGCAACUCUGUAUGCUGAAAACUUAAGGCUGACGUUUGACAUAGAAGCAUUGCAAGAAGAGUUCAAAAUGCUGCUGCUAAGAAACGAGGCCUACAGUGAGAACAUCAGAGCUCACAAAUGCCGAUUUGAGGAGGCAGAAAGCAAAUGGCCACUUAUGGUUGAGGUUGCUAACAAAAGAGCUGCAGUCAAAGACCUGAUUGCCAGGAAGGAGGAAUUAAUGUCUGCUUUGCAGAAUCCUGAAGGAAAUGCUGCUAACUCAGUCCGGGAUGAAAUUGCAUGUUUAGAAAGUGAAAUUAAUGUAUUGAAAGAAGCUGUCAGUCAAAAGCAAAAUACACUCCAAGUUGAAAAAAAUAUUCAAGCUAGGCUACGAAAGGAAAUUGAGGUGGAGAAUAAAAGGUGUGGCGCUAUCCUAAAGCGUUUGCGUUGCCAAGUGAAUAAAUUGCAGGCCAGCCAAAGGCAGGGCCGUUGGAACGUUUGGCAGAUGGAAGGCAGAGUGGCAGAACUGAGGAAGCUCCUUGGAGUGGCUGACUGA